Dermochelys coriacea (leatherback sea turtle) is the source of this 4793-nucleotide messenger RNA. It is a transcript of the gene ERN1, whose product is annotated as endoplasmic reticulum to nucleus signaling 1. Lineage: Eukaryota; Metazoa; Chordata; Testudines; Dermochelyidae. Bases 105 to 2996 code for a protein of 963 amino acids. Gene Ontology annotation, molecular function: protein serine/threonine kinase activity; RNA endonuclease activity; ATP binding. Gene Ontology annotation, cellular component: IRE1-TRAF2-ASK1 complex. The record is from RefSeq and is a predicted model, not a curated record. Gene Ontology annotation, biological process: IRE1-mediated unfolded protein response; mRNA processing; intrinsic apoptotic signaling pathway in response to endoplasmic reticulum stress. The transcript is spliced from 22 exons.
UCCCCGGCCCGGCUCCGCCCCGGGGGGGCCGGACACGCUGCAUCACGGCGCAGCCAGGGAGCCGCUGAGCCGGCCGGGCGCCGCUGAGCCCCCGGUGCAGAACCAUGGAGCGGGGCGGCCGCCCCCCGCACCGGGCCCUGCUCCGCCGCUGCCUCCUCAGCCUGGGCGCGUUGCUGCUGCUGCUGGGGCCCAGAAGCUAUGGAAGCACUAGCUCGGUGACUGUGCCAGAAACGCUGUUGUUUGUUUCAACCCUUGAUGGAAGUUUGCAUGCUGUCAGCAAGAGGACAGGAUCAAUCAAGUGGGCUUUAAAAGAAGAUCCUGUACUCCAGGUGCCAACACACGUGGAAGAGCCAGCAUUUCUUCCAGACCCAAACGAUGGCAGUUUAUAUACACUUGGUGGCAAAAAUAAUGAAGGCUUAACUAAACUUCCAUUUACAAUCCCUGAGCUAGUGCAGGCAUCACCCUGUCGCAGUUCAGAUGGGAUUCUGUACAUGGGAAAGAAGCAAGAUAUUUGGUAUGUGAUAGACCUCAUCACUGGGGAGAAACAGCAAACCUUAACGUCUUCAUUUGCAGAAAGCCUUUGUCCAUCAACAUCCCUCCUGUAUCUUGGGCGAACUGAAUACACUAUUACAAUGUAUGAUACCAAAAAUAAGGAGCUCCGAUGGAAUGCCACCUACUUUGAUUAUGCAGCCACUGUACCUGAUGAAGAUGUGAAAUACAAAAUGUCCCACUUUGUAUCUAACGGAGACGGGCUGGUGGUGACUGUGGAUAGUGAGUCUGGGGAUGUGCUGUGGAUUCAGAAUUAUGGUUCCCCGGUCGUAGCUUUUUACAUCUGGCAGCGUGAAGGUCUACGGAAAGUAAUGCACACAAACGUGGGAAUAGAAACGCUGCGCUACCUGACCUUCAUGUCUGGGGAGGUUGGACGCAUCACUAAGUGGAAGUAUCCUUUCCCAAAGGAAACAGAGACCAAGAGCAAGUUGACACCUACGCUCUAUGUAGGAAAAUACUCAACAAGCUUGUAUGCAUCUCCAUCAAUGGUGCAUGAAGGAGUGGCUAUUGUGCCCCGUGGUCGAGCCAUACCUCUGUUAGAGGGCCCCAAAACAGAAGGAGUUACUAUUGAAGACAAUGGCGAGUGUGUUAUCACUCCUAGUACGGAUCUAAAAUUUUCAGCAGGAUUGAAAGAAAAGAAACUCAACUAUUGGAGGAACCACUGGCUGUUAAUAGGACACCAUGAAACACCAUUAUCAGCCCCUACAAAGAUGCUGGAGAAAUUUCCAAGCAGUUUGCCUAAACCGCAUGAAAAUGUGAUUCCAGCUGACUCUGAAAAAGCCAGUUUUGAGGAGGUUAUUGGUAUAGUUGAAGGUUCCUCAAAAGAAUUGCCUCCUACCGUUCCAAAGGACAUUGAAGAGAAGCCCAGUCCACCUGUACCUCGGCCAGAGGCUCCCGUAGAUUCCAUGCUUAAAGACAUGGCCACAAUCAUCCUGAGCACCUUUCUGUUUGUGGGCUGGGUAGCAUUCGUCAUCACCUGUCCAAUGAGUACGCAGCAACAGCAACUGCCCUUCAGUGCCCCCAGCGAUCUCCCCCCAGAGGCAGACUUUUUGGACACCUCCUAUGUGCAGACGGAGAGUUCAGCCACCAGCACACCCAACGUGUCUCCCAAAGCAUCAAACCACUCAGCGUAUUCCAACCUCUCUGGUUCUGACACUGGGAGAUGUCUCUUCACUGAGCAGGAAGAGGGAGAUGAGGACACACACAUAGUAAUGGUCGGCAAGAUUUCAUUUAGCCCAAAAGACGUACUGGGACAUGGAGCUGAAGGAACAAUUGUUUACAGAGGGACAUUUGAUAACAGAGAUGUGGCGGUGAAAAGAAUUCUCCCUGAAUGCUUCAGCUUUGCUGACCGCGAGGUGCAGCUGCUGCGUGAGUCGGACGAGCACCCCAACGUGAUCCGCUAUUUCUGCACGGAGAAGGACAGGCAGUUUCAGUACAUUGCCAUAGAGCUCUGUGCUGCCACCUUACAGGAGUAUGUGGAGCAGAAGGACUUCAGUCACCAUGGCUUACAGCCCAUUAACCUACUGCAACAGACGACAUCUGGUCUUGCUUAUCUACACUCUCUCAAUAUUGUCCACAGGGAUUUGAAACCUCAUAAUAUCCUAAUUUCAAUGCCCAAUGCCCAUGGCAAGGUCAAAGCCAUGAUUUCGGACUUCGGCCUGUGUAAGAAGCUGGCAGUGGGCAGGCACAGUUUUAGCCGUCAGUCUGGGGUGCCAGGCACUGAAGGGUGGAUCGCUCCAGAGAUGCUGAGUGAAGAUUGCAAAGAGAACCCUACAUACACUGUGGACAUCUUUUCGGCUGGCUGUGUCUUCUAUUAUGUGGUAUCUGAAGGCAGUCAUCCCUUUGGCAAAUCCCUGCAGCGGCAAGCCAACAUUCUACUCGGUGUUUACAGUCUGGACUCCUUAAAUCCAGAGAAGCAUGAGGACAUAGUCGCUCGUGACUUAAUAGAGCAGAUGAUAAACAUGGAUCCUCAGAAACGUCCAUCCGCCAGCUGUGUGCUGAAGCACCCGUUCUUCUGGGAUCUAGAAAGACAGCUCCAGUUUUUUCAGGAUGUGAGUGACCGAAUAGAAAAAGAAUCUUUAGAUGGUCCCAUAGUCAAGCAGUUAGAGAGAGGAGGGAGAGAGGUGGUAAAAAUGGACUGGAGAGAGCACAUCACGGUUCCCCUUCAGACAGAUCUUCGAAAAUUCAGAUCUUAUAAAGGGGGCUCAGUACGGGAUCUUCUGCGGGCGAUGAGAAAUAAGAAACAUCAUUACAGAGAACUGCCCCUGGAAGUGCAGGAGACGCUGGGCUCUAUCCCAGACUAUUUUGUAUGUUAUUUCACGUCUCGUUUUCCUCGCCUUCUCCUUCACACCUACCACGCAAUGCAAAUCUGCAGCCGGGAACGACUCUUUCAGCAUUAUUAUAGUCAGGAUUCUGCAGAGCAGAGACUUCCAGGAGAUACCAUUUGAGAGGGUGGAGAUGGGGCUCCCUUCUCUGUCAUGAACAUUCCAAGCAUAGGGCUGUGACACUGGCCUACCUUUAGCAGGGACAAGUGGGAUCAUCAAAGAGUAAAAUGUCUCUUUGAAGAAACCAAGCUUCCAAACGUGCCUUAUGUUAUGUCUGCGCUGAAGCAGGAAAAGAACUGUAGGAGCACAAGGAAUGAAAGCUAACUUCAGAAAAGCAUUGAACCAAGCUGGUGGAGUUAUCCUAAGGCAGCUUUUAAGAAAGAAAGUGAAAAUGGAGUGCAAACAGCUAUGUGUAAACAUCAUUCUGCUGUUGAACAUACUUACAUUGUACUUGAUUUUAUAAUUCAUAUAUUUUACUGCACAGAAUCAAACACAGUGACUGAAACCAUAUCGUUACUAGGCAUUAGGAUCUGGAAAAGGAGCCUUUUAGUUGUAGCAAACCAUCCAAACUUGCUAUUGCACUACUGCCAUAUUCUGCAUUUGAAACCGUGUCUUAGAUACAAUACAGUGAUUGUAAAGGGAAUAAUCUGAAAAUAUCCAAAACCUGUAAAGAGAAUGUAAUUUCUAAUUAAUCAGUGCAACCCUUGAAUAUUAGUCCCCAAUUCUUGGGUAGAUACAAUGCCAUGCGAUACAUUACCGAUUGGAAAAAUCGGUCAGUUCUAUUUACUUCACAAAUGCAAGACUGCAUGAUAUGGGGUUUUGAGAGAUCAGCCAAAUGUUCACAGAAAGGCAAUGACAGUAUUUGGCUUAGAUCACAGUAUUAAAAACUGAGCUAUACCGUAAUUUGGAGAAGCAUAUUCAGAUGUCCAUUUCUAGUUUCUUUGUAGGAAAGAGGCCAGUUGGUGUGUUGGAUACAGCAACUGUCUGGUUGAAAUUGUUCCUUUCUUUCUUCUUAAGAAAGUCUUCAGUUACUGAGCCAGAGGCAAUGUGACCCUGUAGUGGGAAAGGGAUCUAAAUAUGAGUUGCUCUAAAGAACAGUGAAAUUAUGGACCACAUUUUUAAUUGGUGAAUGAAAGUAGUAAUAAACAAUGGAACCUGAGUUCCUGUAUGUCUGGAUUGAUGAUGAUGUCCAAGGUGAAGUUUUUAUGUACAUUUUCUUUACAUUUGAAAGGAUGCAGUAUUCCUUUUCAGUGGCCCUAAAGCUGUGACAAGCAUUAAAUGUGUGAACAGCAUUAAGAAAUGCUGGGUUCUGAUGUGAUACAUGUGUAUUAUUCUUUUACAAUAUAUUUAUUUAACAUAUUUAUAUUUAUUUAAUUUUUACUACAAAGUGGUAUCAAAUUUAAAUGGUACAAGUAUAAAGCAUGCCAAAUACUUUAAAAAAAAAAAACAACCCCUUCUAGUGUUUUCUCUUAACCACUUUUUAAUAACUGAAAGAGGAAAAGCUAUACUGCAUCUUUCAAUGGAACUAAUUUGUCUAUUCUUGUUAAUGGGUAAAUCAUGUGGACAGGGAAGCUUUUAAUUUGUCUGACUGUGCCAUUGUGUCGUAAACUAGUAAAUUAUUGACGGUUACUUGUGUGAUUGGGCAUUGCUAUGGGGUGUGUGUUUUUUCUUUUUCUAAUGCAGUCACCUUUCUAAAGCUUACAUUUUGGGGAGUUUCCUAGUUUUACAUUGUAAGAAAUCAGAUGUCAAGGUAAGAUGCCAAAUUGUGCAAGUUACAUGUUUUUAAAGCUUGAAAAAAUGGUAGUUUUACCUAAGAUGAUUCAAAGUUUAUUUCAUAUUUUUAUACCUCUAAUGUACAGUUCUUUUAUAAUUCUACUAAAUAAUGACUUGUACUCAAUAAUAAAUACAAAUAGGUUUAGA